Molecule: messenger RNA, 4908 nt
Organism: Sycon ciliatum
Lineage: Eukaryota; Metazoa; Porifera; Calcarea; Leucosolenida; Sycettidae
Exons: 18
Coding region: 347-4366 (1339 amino acids)
Biological process (GO): vesicle-mediated transport
Molecular function (GO): GTP binding; calcium ion binding; GTPase activity
Source: RefSeq, a predicted model, not a curated record
GGCUUUGUUCCUAGGUCCUGUGCACGGCGUGACACGCCGGCGCUCUUCCGCUUCGGUUCAAGCGAUGUACGGAAACAACCCUAGUACUUAGUUACUUAGUAGAUAGCCCACAUUCUUGACACUCUGUCAGUCAUAGUCAUUAUUUUUCUUUCCGCGCAUACAGACUUGACUGCAGGCAAAGGAGGAAACCGGUAUUUCGACUUGUGUCAGAUUUGUUGAAUGUCCGCCUGUCGUCCUGAUAUGUCCACGACAAACUUAGCCUCUCCGAUAGCUUCGCAAGAGUGUAUCCGAAGUGUCGUCUGUUGUUGGAAGGCAUAGAGCGCAGCCUUCUCUCGCUACACGGCCCAUGGCGGACGUUCUGACGGUGUCGGCGGAAAAGCCCUGUCGAUACGGCAGUUCCUCCGUGGAGCCGUAUGAUCGAGGAGCACUCCGACUACUGUUCAACGCCUGCGACCCGAACAACACCGGUGCAAUCACCAAGGAGAACCUACUGGAUGGGUGCAGGCGUUUGGAACUGAAUGACCUGACGGAAAGCGACGCGGACGCCCUAUUCGCUGAGCUGGAUGUGGACGGUGGCGGGCACGUGUCAUUCGACGCCUUCGCCGAGCGUUUUAUCGCCUGGAGUCAGCAGACUUCGCAACAGUCGCAGCAAGGUGAAGACAAUAAUGGGGAAGGUGAUGAAGACCAGCACGCAAAAGCCAAUGAAGAAGUGGCAACUGAUGUGGUCUCACAAAGUGCUUAUUCUGGUCGAGUCAAAGCCAUGCUAGAUCACUAUAAUGUUGACCCCAGCUGUGAGCUUCUCGAGAAAUUGCUCAGAGAGGACUGGCAUUGGCCGAAGGCACGUGUACGGUCGCUGCUCCAGCUGCUCAGCCCUCAGCAGCGCCAUGCUGAGGAAGAGCUCGAGGCGCUUUUCCUGACGGCCGUUGAGGAAGAGUCACGCGAGGUCGUGGCGCGGGGAAGCCUCGACGGCAAGCCUGUUCUGGGUGCUAGUGCAUCGGCACGGCGCCUGUCUCCUUUCCACGGCGUGCCAGCAGGGGAGGAGCAUCGUCGGCACUCGGCCGAUGCUACCCACCGCUCUGCAGCCAAGGCCGAAUCGUUCAAAGUGAAAUCCCAUGUCCAGCGGCGGGCCAGUGACAUGCACAGUGGAACUGAAUCCGAGCUGGAUACCUACUUUCCAGCACUGAAAGGACAUGGCGAUCUGCUGUUACUGUGGGAUAAACUGAGGCUGACGCGACCAGAGCUACUGGACCCGUUCUCAUCAUUCCUUGACACUGUAUCACAGCAACUGCAAGACGCCGAGCUGCAGCGUGAGCGCAUGAGCACCGACUUACAACGGGAAACCCGGGACCUAGACCGGAGAGCUCAGGAGCUUGACGAAGAGGCCACGAAUCAAAUUGAGACAGAGAGGCACCGGCUGCGAAUGCAGGAAGAGGACCGGCUUCGGCGCCUGAGAGACGAAAUGAUCCGCGAAAUUGAGGAGCGUGAGAGCAAGCUUGACGUGGCACUACGGCAUGUGAACGGGCUGCAAAGUAAAGUCGAACAGCUCAGUCAGAAGGAAAAGCAGAUGGAGACUCGUUGCGAGGAGCUACAACAGGUGAGAAGUACACUUGAGACGGAGCUGCAGUUUCAGCAAAUCCGCCAGGAUGAGCUGAAAGCCCAGAUCGAGAGCAGCGGCCACGAUUCACCUUCUAGAUCCCUAUCAAGGUUGUCGGAGAGUGACAACGAGGUGCUGCAGAAGCAACUUGAUCAUCUAAGGCGAAUGAACAAUGACCUCAAGCGCCAGCUCCAGGACAGGGUAGAUGAACUUGUCGCUACCGAGCAGUCCAAGCGGCAUGACAAAGUUGCAGAUGGCAAGCAGGCCUCCACUGAAAAGUGGUAUGAAUCAGAAGAAGACUGGUCGACACCGUUCAAGGGCAAGGCCAUCCACAAGACGAAGCGAGGGUUGCGCGGUGCUCUUCCCCUGUACACAUCUGACGACGAUACAGAUGCCUCGCCGAUGCGACUGGUGCCGGGCAGGCGCCACAGAGCGCGGGGCAUUGAGAUUGGCAGCCGGCAGAAUGCGGCGUACAUGCAAGCAAGACAGCUACAGAGCCCAGUGCCGCUGGCCAUGGACCGCUUCCUGCGACGCAAGUCCACCACGGCCGACAGCGAUGCAGACAGCGAUGAUGGCGGCAGACCUCUGGGAGUGCAGUACACACGUAGUAGGCUGACGCAUGCGUUGGUUGAGGAGGCUAGCGAGUCCGAUGCUACCUCACGUGUUCAGCUGACGUCAUCCACCGUGUCGCAAUCACAGUCACAGGUGACGGACUGCGUCGAUGGACGGGACACCGACGAUACCGCAAGUGCAUCGAGAGUGUCCCCCGAGUCUGUGUUCAAGGAAGAGGGUGCAUCUACUGUGGAACUUACGUCAGUGCAGACACAUGGGCCUCCAGUCAAGACUGUUCGAAGCCAACGCUCAGCAGAUCGUUCCAAAGGGAACUCGCCAGAGAGAACAACAGAGAAGCGACACCUCCAGAUGGGAACUACUCCUACCGCGGCAACACACGACAAUAGCUCCUCUGCAGGAGUGAAAUCCCAAGCUUUGAGCUGCUCAAUGUCAUCUCAGUUCACGUUCUCAGGGCAGCCCACUGCGCACCAGUCUGAGCCCGAGAGCGCUUCUAAGCGUAUGACGAGACACUCCAGCAUCCAGCAGAGGGUUCAGAAGCAGGACAAGAUGCUGCUGUCGGAUGGUGACCAUGCACGUGCGAGCUGGGCACGGCGCUUUCAGCACUCCGCACCAGCGUCAACACAGUCACAUUCCUAUCAAGAGGAAACCAGUCAGUUUGCCUCUCCUGUGCUACCACAGACAUACUCGCUGGACUACUCUUCACCAGCACACUACUCAGAUGGCUCAAGAGCAGCUCAGCCUGUGUGGUCAUCGGACGCUCCGACCAGUGGCCGCCCUGUCAGAUUCCAUUCGUCGCUUCCCGUGUCCCCAUACGGUCUUAGCCCCAGCAUGCGACGCCGGUAUUCCCCGGCCACGCCGAGCACGGCGCACACCACACCGUCGCAGUCGAUCGGUUGGGAAGCGGACGGUGGCGGUGAUGACAGAGUGAGCUUGCGCAGCUUCAAAAGUCUGAUCGAGGAGCACCAUGAAAGCAGCAGCACUGAUAACAGCUUAACAUCCACUCCAGGGCCGACUGCUUUGGAACGAGAAAUGACCAACAUGGCUGUGCACCAACCUGCUAGUAAUGAAAGCACACAGCCGUUCAAGCGCACCCGCUCUCUGCAACCGCACGGAGGAGGUGCACAUAUGCGCGGGAAGAAAAAGCGGCGGAAACUCGAAGAAGUGCGAGUGCACCCGUUGGCCUCGGUGGAGCCUCAGCAGCAGCAGCAGCAGCAGCCUGCCAAGCAGCUCUCAGCUUUGGAGAGCCUGAACGAUGCAUUCUCUCGGCAGGAGAAGAACUUUCCCGUCGGUGCCGUGUCAAUGCCUGCUCCGCGCAGUCACCUGCGAUCGUCGUCCAGCGAUGAGCAGAAUCUAGGCCGGCGCGACAGCCAGGGAGAAGCGGUCGUACAAAGCAAACUCACCAGAGACGGGCCAAGGCGAGAAUCAGUCGGCAACUUAUCCCUGAUGGAACUGACAGCAGAGGAGCAAGCAGCUCCAGGAAAGCCAGAGGCAAUGCCAGUGGUUGUGCACCCAAUCCAGGCCACAACACCGCAGUAUCAAACUCGCCAGCGUCCAGUGUCUCCGUCGAUCGCACGGCGUGUUGGUAUCAUGCCAGAGAGAGUCUUCAAGGUAAUCCUGUGCGGAGAUGCUGGCGUUGGAAAGACCAGCUAUAUAUGGAGGCUGUGUAACACCUCGGCUGACUAUGCCGGCGAGUUCAAGUCAACUGUGGGUGUGGAUUAUAAGAUGAAAGUUCUGGAAGUGGACGGCCAUGUGACCGUGCUGCAGCUGUGGGACACAGCUGGCCAGGAGAGGUACCGGACAUUCACCAAGCAGUACUUCCGCAAAGCAGACGGUGUGAUCUGUGUUUACGACAUCAAUAACCACAGCAGUUUUGUCCAGCUGAAAGAGUGGCUUCAGGAGAUUGAGAAUGCAGCUGAUGGCAAUGUCGCACUGAUGAUCCUGGGCAACAAGUACGAUGCAGCUGAUGGUGGAACCCGACCGAAGCGGCAAGUCACGUACUGGCAAGGCCAGCAGCAGGCACAGAGAGCUGGCGCGUUGUUUGCAGAAGUCAGUGCAAAGAGUGGCCAUGGAGUCUUGGAAACAUGUAUCGAAAUGGCAAAGGUACUGUACUCCGCUGAAGAAGAGAUUAUCACCGACCUGCUCACACUGUCACCGGGCCAGACACCGGUCAAGAAAAAGGAGAAAUCUUGCUGCAGCUGACCAGCAGGGGAAGCUGACAUGUCUGCAGCUCUUCUGCACACAACAGGAGCACAGUUUGUCAACAAGACUUUAAUUCAAUAGAUGCAUGUUGACUGGAAUUGCCGGAGUGUCACCCGAACUAAUCAUAGAGCUAUACUUUCUGUAUUUAACAAUAUUUACCAGUGACGAAUGGCACAUUGUUCCCUUCAACUGUCUGGACAAGGUUUUGAGUUUCAGAUCAUUAGUUUAGGCGUUCUCUGUGCUGACUUGAGAAAUAUUGCCCGAGUGCACAAUUCAUAUCUUUGGUUCUCCCCUCUUCAAUUUGGGCCCGACUUCGAAUGGUUCGAACAGGGGAGAUGUGCACGAGGAACUCAACCACUUUAUCAUUUUAUAGACCAGUUUACUAUUUGUAGCUAGUUGUAUCUAUUUUCUUUCAGAACCGUUUAACAGUGUAUACCCAUGUGCUAACCAUUAGUUGCCGGUCUGAUUGGAACUGUAAUGGAGUUUUAAAGCCAAUAACGUUGAAAAUAUUUUCUGUUGUAAAUCAUUAUUUCUGUCCUGGA